CCCCCCCGAAGAAAGUUUACCGCCCCCCCGAAGAUUUCAAGUGCCCCCCCGGAGAAAAAAGUCUGGAAGAAACACUGAGAGGAAGUUCAGCUACUGUACACAAUUCCAGUCCUUUGAUUCCCCACAAGAAGACUAGCCCUACUCAAGAUGUCGUCGAGAAUUCAGGUCAAGCUUGUUACAGAGCGCAAGAAAUAUUUGGAAGAACAGAUACAAGUUCUGGAACCUGUUUUGGGAAAUAUGAAAAAUGUUGUUGCAAAAAGUAAGGCGUGGCUAGAAGAAAAAACUGACCAAUCAUCUGUCAGCUACAUCGAGCUAUCACAAGAACUGGACACAGCAGCCACGGCCUUGUUGGAUGUGACGUCACAUAUUUUAGAUGAGGACAACAUGGAUGUCAACAAACCAACGCCAUCUUUACCACAGCCUGACACACAGACAACAGCAACAUUUCUAACAGUGGAAUCAACAAGACAACUCAAGACAGAAGUUCAACACACAGCUGUUAAAGAACAUCCUGACCUAGAGCGUAGACUCGCCUAUAUUGAAACAACACUAUCUUCACUACAGGAUACACAACACAAGUCUACAGAUGACAUAUCAGAAAUAAAACAAUGGAGAGACAACUUUGUAACAGAACAGAGUGACAAUUGGGUAAACAUUGAUCAACUGACUAAAAAACAAAAACAGAAUUUUAAAAACCUCAGAAAACAAAUGAGUGAACAAGAUAACAAAGUAAAGGAGCUGAACAAAGAAAUUGAAAGUUUAAAAGAAAAAGAAUCCAAGUCAAAUAAAUCACUAGAGAAACUGUCUCAAGAUAUGAAUGAAUAUGAAAACAAAGUGCGCAAAAUAAACAAAGAGAUGCAAGAUAUAAGAGACAGUAUGAAAGAAGAAAUUAAAAGCAAUUCUGAUUUGAUUGUUUCUUUACAAGAUGAAAAGAAUAAAAUCUUGGACAAAACAUCAACCCAAUUUGAAAAGUUACACUCAAAGCACAAUGUAAUGUAUAAACUCCUACAACAAAGAUUGAUGCCCAUUGACAAACUGAUUCAAAUCUUUAACCAGAACUUGGAAACUAGGGAAGAAAAAUUAAAUAAGCUGGGUGAACUUGAAAAUACUAUUUCAAAGUUGUCUAACGAUUUUCAUCUCAUAGAGUCAUGUGUAGGUCACAGAUAUGCUUGUCAUGUGAAGCUUGAUCGCACACCUAUCAGUGUUGGAUUUAUUAUUUCAAGAUUCUGGGAUGUACGUGAAUAUAACGGUCAACAUUUUAAUCAAACAACAGGAAAAUUUGUAUCACCACAUGAUGGUUUAUAUCUUGUCUGUGUCAGUCUAAGUGAAAGGGAAGGUAAACAGAUUGGAGUUGGUGUGAUGAGUGGAAACAGGUGCUGUGCGGCUAUAGAAGUGAAAUGUGCCGACACUAACGCUGCUGGGUCAGUGGUUAUUGACAUGAAGAAAGGUCAAGAACUUUACUUUGAAAUGUAUCACGCAGAUCAAGGCGCAGCGUUAUCCCUCUACAGUAGUUUUACUAUCGUUAGUUUAUAGAAGUACAACACAAAACAUGGUGGAUGGUAAAUUCUCAAAACAAUAAAACAUGUAACCAACAUGUUAAGCACACGCUAACAACUUACUACAUGUCCAUAAACAUUUAAUGGUUAGUAUGUUGUUAUUUUUAGUCAUCAUUAUACAGUUCCAACUUUUUCAGUGUGAUCACCAAUUAAUAUGUUGUACGUGACCACAAUAAACAUAUCUUUCUUCUUCUUCUUCGUUCUUAAUUUUUAGUGUUGGGAGGGAUCGAGCCUUAUCUGCCAGAAAGUUUGAACUCGAUACUUUUUUCUAAUUUAUCAACCAUGAGCUUUUCCGACUCGACCAUGCUUCCAUCAAAAUUAAGGAUUACGUGUCAACUGGUUAUGCGCCAUUGAGGCCAUUGACUCCGAUUUCAGCCUGCUUUUCUUUUUGGGUUUGCUUCCAUAGGCUUUGUCCAACCAAGAACAAACUACAAGGCAGCAGUAGUUUGAUUUUGGACCCCCAAUAAAGAUACGAGAUACAUCAGUUUUUAAAAAUCUUUUGUUUCUAUGUAAAUGUGUAUCAUUGUAUUUGUUAAAAACAAAACCUAGUUUUGUGUGUAAAUUUUGAAAUUGAAAUCCGCAUUUUCGGACAAACACAAUGAACUAUUAAAACAUGGAAUAAGUUCACUUGGUAACUUAAAUAUGUGUAAGAUAUAUUUAAAAAAAUUAAUUCAUGAUUUGAAUUUGUAAAUAUUGUGAAAGAUACUGACAAUAACAUUUGAUUUGU
Messenger RNA from Physella acuta, 2283 nucleotides. Its product is annotated as leucine zipper protein 1-like. Gene Ontology annotation, molecular function: protein binding. The record is from RefSeq and is a predicted model, not a curated record. NCBI's taxonomy places the organism in Eukaryota, Metazoa, Mollusca, Gastropoda, Physidae.